GGAAUCCCCUACCUGUUCCUUGGUGUAAACACGACCACGUUGGUGAAAUAAUGUCAUCGGAGCCACGGGUCUAUAUAAAGGUUAGGCCUUGGCACUACAAUCAUACACUGGUAGAUCAUUCUAACUGGAAUACGGAAUCACAAUGGGUCUGUGGCUAACAAAGCUGUACGAUGCGUUGGCAUCAUUUGGAGAGGAAGAUCCGUCUAAAAUCAUAAUGCUUGGUCUGGACAACGCAGGUAAGACGACCAUUCUGUACAAACUGAAGCUGAACGAGGUGGUGUCGUCAAUCCCGACCCUUGGGUUUAACGUGGAGACCGUGACCCCAUGUAAAGGCGUGACCUUCACAGUAUGGGACGUCGGCGGUCAGGACCGGAUCAGACAACUCUGGAAACACUACUAUUCCGGAGCUGAAGGUCUAGUGUACGUGGUAGACAGUUCUGACGUACAGAGGAUGUCUGAGGCCAAGGACGAGUUGUUUGGGAUCCUGAACAGUCCGGAUAUGUCCGCUAGCUGUCCGGUGGUGGUCAUCGCCAACAAACGCGAUAUGCCUAAUGCCAUGAAACCAUCAGAAAUCAUCGACUCCAUGGAUUUGCGUUCAAUGCGGAACCGGAAGUGGCAUGUGCAAUCUGCAUGCGCACCGACAGGAGAGGGGAUCUACGAGGCUGUGACGGAACUUGGCAGGCUAGUCAGAGAAUACAAGAGGCAGCAAAGAUAAUGUGACAUUGAAACAUGUGCUCUAUGUUAUCCCAUCAACGGGACGUGCGGUAAUCGGACAUAUUCCCACAAGUCUGUGCGGCGGAAACAUACAUACUCCCACAAGUCCGUGCGGCGGAAAGAUGCAUACUCCCUAAGUAUGUGCGGCGGAGACGGACACGUUUCCACAAAUCUGUGCGAUGGAACCGGACAUAUUCCCACAAGUCUGUGCGGCGAAAACGGACAUGUGUCCACAAAUCUGUGCCAUGGAAACGGACAUAUUCCCACAAGUCUGGGCGGCGGAAACAGACAUGUUUCCUCAAGGCUGUGCUAUGGAACUGGACAUAUCCCCACAAGUCUGGGCGAUAGGAACACGCAUUACUCCCUUUUCCGUUUCUCACAUUCACGAAGCACCUGGUCCGGACUGUGUAGCAAUCUGUUUCAUACCAUAAUGAAGUAAAAGUAUGACGUUACCAUUCUUGUCUGUGGCUUUUGGCUAUAGGUGUGUGAGGAAAAAUCAAGUAUAAUGGUAUUAUUAAGUGUCAUUUCUACCGGUGUAGUUUUCAAGUAAAGAUUUUUUUAAAUGACUUGGAUCCGCUACUUACAAUAUUUUUUCAUGGUUUCUGUUUUCUUAAAAAUAC
Messenger RNA from Mizuhopecten yessoensis (Yesso scallop), 1334 nucleotides. RefSeq names its product ADP-ribosylation factor-like. Gene Ontology annotation, biological process: intracellular protein transport; vesicle-mediated transport. Lineage: Eukaryota; Metazoa; Mollusca; Bivalvia; Pectinida; Pectinidae. The record is from RefSeq and is a predicted model, not a curated record. Gene Ontology annotation, molecular function: GTPase activity; GTP binding. Gene Ontology annotation, cellular component: plasma membrane; cytoplasm. The transcript has 4 exons. Bases 143 to 715 code for a protein of 190 amino acids.